AUGGCUACCACAUCCAGCCAACAACCAGCCAAUUUGGCAAACAAUUCAUCUUCCAUUGCUGCUAGAGCUUCGAGUACCAAUAUCCAACCGCACUCUGAAUCUCCUACGCCCGGUCUAACCGCACCGUCGCCAUCUCUGGCCGCUCCUACUAUUAAUGGCAGUACCAAUGGCCUUCUGUCUUCUACGCUAUCGAAUGAUGGCUCUAUGCAUGCAGACUUAAGACAAUAUCCUCGAGACGGACGCGUUAGGAAUCCGGUCCCGAGCAAACUGAAAGAUGUUACGGAACAGAUGAAGGGGAAUUUCAGUGUAAUGCACAUGGAUGUUGCUAGUCAUCGCGCUAGCGAAGGUCGUGAUGCCGCUGCGAAGCGCACGAGCGAAAGCACGGCUCUGCAGGCCAAAUUGGCUCAGACCGACAGCUACGUAUCCCACCAACGACGAGCGAACUAUCCCAGACCGCCUGGGUUAAAACAAUUCACAUCCCCGAAGAAGUCUGCUUCUAUAGAGCCGGUCACUGAAAUAGUACCAGUACCAGUGCCAGUGCCAGCGCCAGCGCCAGCGCCAGUACCUGAGACAGCUAGCCCUCUCACUAUCACCGAAACAAAAACUGAACAGGCUCGAUUAUUGACGCUUUUAAGAACUCUUCCCCCUCAUACAGUAGUCGACCAAUUAUGUAAGGCACUGGCAUUCUUUGGCGGCAUCCCCGAGGCUCCCCCUCCUGCUGAUGGCAAGUUCCCCGAAAGCGCAGAAUCAAAUGGAUCCGGCUCUUUAUUUGUAGGGUGGAUUGCUGAGAUAUUUCCUAAUCUAAAAGAACCUCGGAGGCGGGCAUCAUUCCCAUCCACGCAGUCUAUACAUCAGCGACGGCCUAGGGGGCGUCCGAAGGGCAGCAAAGCCAGCAAGUCUCGGAGUGACAAGGGUAUCAAGAAGGGUACUAAGGGAACCACAAACCGAUCCCAAGAAGCUCAAGAUGACAGCUGGGUGGAUGUAGAGGAUAGUGUCCUGGAAUUGAACGGAGACGACGAUCUAGUCGAGGUUGAGGGGCCAUCGGAGAAUGCUCCGAAUACACCCCCGCAACUUCAGGGCGGAGGCCAGUUCAACAAUACCCCGAUCAUGGGUUCGACUGGUGGGUUUAAGUCUAUCAACGAUGCGACUGCGAUGCUUGCGCCUGGAUCUAAUACAAAACGACGUGGACGGCCAAAGGGCUCAAAAAACCGACCCAAGGACAUGCCUGGUGUGCAGCAAGCUGGUCAACUGGCUGAUCCUACGCCUGCAAACUCGAAUGCUCACCCUAUCCAGGCCGAUCAUGUAUCGACGCUCCCAAUACCACCAAAGGUGACCCCUGUACCAGUACCAAUACCCAUGCUCGGUGAGCAACCUAGAAAGAAAACAAAUUCUGGACGGCCAAAGGGUUCUAAGAAUCGCCCUAAGGCCGCCGGCGAGUCCAUAGGUCAAGAUGGUACUAUAUCACAGCAGCAGCAGACGGCUGACUUAUCGAACCAGCAAAUUAGCCAGCAUGCUGUUGCUGGCCCCUCGUUUACAGGUGGUACUGCUACAUCCUCUAUCACGGAUGGUAUUACUUCUCAGAACGAUCAGCGAGCCCAGCUAUUACCUCCGCCUGCUAUAACUAACAGCCAGGUGCCAACCCCGCAAGUUAAGGAGUCGACUAUAGUUGGUAAGAAGCGGAAGCGUCAGUCUGCCCCCACUGGUACUGUCAACCCUCAAACUGACGGAGCCUCCGAUGGUGUUGUCGGAAGUAAUGUAAUUCCCCAACAAGCACAGUCUAGCCUUUCCCAGGCAACUUCAGCUUCGAUUUCUCAAACGCAACCGUCAGCCGUUCAGUCUAUUCAGCAGACCUCUGCGAAUGCUAAUACUACACCGUCUACAAAGCGACCGCGGAAUAAGAAUCCUGCGUCGUCUGCAACGGUAAACCUGGAUCAAACCCGGCAAGCCGGCCAGGUCACUGCUCCUUCCCAAAGCCAUACACAGGCCGAAGGUCUCGAAGCUCAUUACGAACGGAUAGCUGCGCUACAGAAUCGCAGUGACCAAGUACAGAGCAACACUAAUCGCCCCCAGAAACAACAGCAGCAUCAGGCAACGGCAUCAAUUGGUAACACAGCCUCUCCGACCCCUGCGGAAGGGUUGGAAGCUCACUACGAACGUUUCACGGCCCUCCAAAAUCGCCAGGAUAACGCAAGACAGCAGACUGCCAAUCGUCAACAGAUGCAGCAACAGAAUACCCAAACGGCUUCCCCUAUUUCUUCGCAGACUUCGAAGGCUCCACAGAUGCCAUCUACAUUAGCUUCCCACCAGCAGACCAGACCGUCCCAAAAUUAUUACCAAACACAGACUCUUAGCUCGUCCUACAACACACAAACGCCCACGUACUCUACGAGCCAACUUUGGCGCACAGUCCAACUCACCGCUCAUGCAAGGGGACACUAA
Molecule: messenger RNA, 2439 nt
Organism: Daldinia childiae
Lineage: Eukaryota; Fungi; Ascomycota; Sordariomycetes; Xylariales; Hypoxylaceae
Exons: 4
Coding region: 1-2439 (812 amino acids)
Source: RefSeq, a predicted model, not a curated record